AUGGGCGCGCAGGCGAUGGUGGCGGCGAUAAAGGUGGAGGUCAUGUCGCCCUCCGACGACCAACCCACGGCGGGCGCUCUGCUGGUGUCGUGCGACUUACCGCCCAUCUGCUCCGCAGCAGUGCGGCCUGGCCGCCCCCCGGACAUGGCACACACCAUCUCGCACCACCUCACCUCCCUGCUCACCAGUGCCGCAUGUGUGGAUCUAACUCACCUCUGCAUUGUACCGGGCAAGGCUGCGUGGGCCAUCUGGCUGCAUCCCUCAGCUCAUCCCUCCCUCUCAACCCCCCACCCCUUCACCCAUCUCGCUCACUCACUUCCCCGUCCCUGCCACCCCUCCCAUCCCUCCACCCCUCCCGCCUGGCAGGACAUAGUGUGUAUUGACGCCGACGGAGCUCUCUUCGAUGCUGCUCUGCUCGCCGCUCUCGCGGCCCUCUCCUCCCGUACGCUCCUCUCCUCUCCGCUCUUCUUCCCUCUCCUGCCCUGCCCUUCCCUCCUUAUCCACCCAUUCCCCACUCCCCCUGGCAUGUGCUGCUGCUCCUGUCAUGCGUUCUUCCUCCCCUCCCCCCGUUUCCCCACCCCACACUCUCCCCAUGCUUCUCCCCAUUCCCCGCGCAUCACGCCAUACCCCUCCUCUCUGAAACCCCACACACCCUCUCUCACAGCCACCUCCUUCCCUUCCCCCCUGCAGGGCAGAGGAGAGGGCGAAGAAGCAGGUGUGGAAGGAGGGAGGGGAGCAGAGCGGGACGGGGAUGGAUUGGUGGUGGAGCAGACAGUGGAAGGGAGGAGACUGGAGCUGCAGGCGCUGCCAUUGGCCCAGACCGUGUGCUUGUAUGGGGGCCACCUCUUGGUUGAUCCCACUGCGGAAGAGGAGCGGCUCGGGAGUGGCAGUAACAAUGUGAUUAUAGCGAUGGAUGUGAUGGCGCGGGAGGAGGGUUCAGGGGCUGGGAAGGGUGCGGAGGAGGGGGAGAAGGGAGGGGGAGGGAAGGGGGAGCGGAAAGGGGGGAUUGGGAGGGGAGUGGAGAAAGGGGGAGGAGGGAGUGAAGAGGGGGAGGAGCUGUUACUGGUGUUCAAGGCGGGAGGGUCUGCAAGAUUAACAGCGGCAGGCAUGCAGGACUGCACUGCAGCAGCAGCGGUGAACCUCAGAGAGAGGAGGGCCGCUCUGCUGCACGCAUUGGCCGAGGCAGAAAAAGAGGAGGAAGAGGAGGACGAGGAGGAAGGGGAGGAGGGGGAGGAGAUGGAGAGUUGA
This is a messenger RNA of Closterium sp. Naga37s-1, 1248 nucleotides long. The record is from the annotation of a GenBank genome assembly. NCBI's taxonomy places the organism in Eukaryota, Viridiplantae, Streptophyta, Zygnematophyceae, Desmidiales, Closteriaceae.